Adineta steineri is the source of this 1118-nucleotide messenger RNA. NCBI's taxonomy places the organism in Eukaryota, Metazoa, Rotifera, Eurotatoria, Adinetida, Adinetidae. The record is from the annotation of a GenBank genome assembly.
AUACGUAUCGCGAAAGACAAUCGUCAAAAUGAUAUGCGUAUUGCAAAUGAAACACGUUUGAAAGAUCUUCGCAUUGCUGAAGAAAAUCGUCGUAAAGACAUGGAAAUUGCUGAAGAAAAUCGACGUAAAGAUUUGAAAAUUGCUGAACUACAAAUUAAUAUUGCCGAAGAAAACCGUGCUGGUGCAGUUCGACUUGCCAAUGAAACACGUUCGAAUGAUCUGGUGAUUGCCGCUGAAAAUCGUCGUAAAGACAUUGAAAUAGCUGAAGAAAAUCGUCGUAAAGACAUUGAGAUAGCCGAGGAAAAUCGUCGUAAAGAUUUGAAAAUAGCUGAUUUUCAAAUUAAAAUUGCCGAUGAAAACCGUCAAAACGACAUUCGUAUCGCUAAUAAGACACGUCAAAACGAUCUCAUAAUUGCGUCAGAAAAUCGUCGCAAAGAUAUUGAGAUUGCUGAAGAAAAUCGACGUAAAGAUUUUAAAAUAGCCGAAGCAAAUCGUCAUAAAGAUCGAGAAGUUACAGAAGAUCAACAGAAACAUAGUAUUAUCUCCGCAUACUAUUCGUUUUUAAGUCAACUUCUUUUGAAAGAAGGUGUCCAUCUCGAUAGUGAAAAUCAUGAAGCAGCACGUUUCGUUGCACGUUUCGAAACAUUGAUUGCAUUUCGUCAACUAGAUCCAAAACGUAAGACUCUUCUGUUUAAAUCGUUGUAUGAGGGAGAUUUGGCUGGUCAUUUGGAUAGAGGUAUGGUAAUCGAUCUCUCAUCAGCUGAUCUAACCAAUAUCGACUUUGCUUCACCGCGUGAUCGUAUUGUCGAAACAUUACCAUCUUCGUCUUCAUAUUAUUCGAUGAACUUUAGUUAUACAAAUUUGAACAAUGCAUCAUUUAACUUCGUCACAUUUUACAACGCCAGUUUUGAUCGAGCAGUGAUGGAAGAUGUCAUCAUGUCGUCUACUUUUACAACAUCAAUCUCAUUCAUCAAUACAUCUCUAGUACGCGCUAAAUUUCUCUACUCUCAUCAUACAAACGUCAACUUUUUCAAAGCAAACUUGGAUAAAACACAUUUCGAAGAGUUUAACUGUGAUCGAUGUUCGUUCAACUUCAGUUCAUUGAAAGAUAGUCGUAU